CAGUUCCCCAAUUUAAGUUAGUGGAAUGUGUCAACUAAACUGGAAGUCCAUACUAACAGUGUCUUCCAAAAUUUAGGAACCACUAGUCUAGUUAAGUGUUUUUUUUUUUAUUUUCUUCUUUUGUCUUUGUAUACUCUCCUAAAAAAAAAAAAAAAUCGAAUGGACCGCGCUUGGUGGAGCACCCCUCACCAUUGUGGACUCGGAAGGAAGGAUAAAAAUAUCCACUUCUCUCUACCUACCUUCUCCUUCUCCUACUCCUACUCCUCCUCUGGGUGAGCCUGUAACAUCCUGACUGGCUGGUGCCGGUGAUUGCAGGCAGCGCCAGCUGCAAAGCCCCCCUUACAAGACAGAUGAAUUAGGAAAAAAGCUGCCGGAACCACCGCCGCUCCCCCUUCUUUAUUUUAUUUAUUGUCUGUGCUGAAGAGUUGGGCUGGACACACUGCGGCCCUCCUCCUGCCAGAGUCAAGAUACCAGACUUCCUGUGUAAAGAAUCACUAUGGGAAUAAAGGCCGCCCUCCCCAGGUAUGAGCUGUAUCUCUACACAGCCGUACUGGCCACAGCCUUGAUAUGGACAGGCAGUUGGAUAUUUGAAGCUUCAAGUGACAACGCAAACAGAAAGGCCUUCAGAGAAAGCGUAAGACCAGGCUGGCAUUAUUUCGGCAGGAAAAUGGACGUGGCAGAUUUUGAGUGGACCAUGUGGUUCUCCUCAUUCAGGAAUCAUAUUCUUUUCACUUUUGCCGGUCAUGUGAUCUUUGCCAAGAUAUUCUCCGUAAUAGCCCCGAAGCACAGAUCCCUGAUCUUUGGUCUGUAUGGUGGUCUGGUAGUCCUCGUCACAAUGGGCUGGAGCUUCGUGGCUCUGGUUCUGUCUCAUUGUGUCAUCAUCUACAGUUUUGGUUUGAUUAAAAGGAAAUCCCUGUGUUUUGGAGCUGGUCUGGCCACAUUAGCUUCCAUUAAGCUAGAACCCUACAACUCCUGGCAGGAGUCCUUGGUAACUGGUUCUUUUGACCUGCAAGACAUCCUGUUCUAUGGAGGCUGCGGCUUCAGCAUCAUGCGCUGCAUGAGCUUUGCACUAGAAAACUGCGAGAAGAAGGACGGAAAUUUCACUUUCUGCGACCUGCUCAAAUACAACUUCUACCUCCCCUACUUCUUCUUUGGACCCAUCAUGACUUUCGAUAGGUUUCACACUCAGGUAAACAACACUCGGCUGAACCGGAAAGACAGGGAGUUGUGGAACAUCACCACCAAGGCUUUGUUGCACCUUGGGGUCAUUUUGGUGGUGGACGUCUUCUUUCACUAUCUCUACAUCCUGUCAAUCCCCAGCGACGUGACGCUGGUUGCCAAGCUGUCUGACUGGUGUCUUGCUGGUCUGGCUUAUUCCAACCUGGUGUACGACUGGGUAAAAGCAGCCGUGAUGUUCGGUGUCAUUAACACCGUGGCUACACUGGACCACCUGGACCCUCCCCAGCCCCCCAAGUGUAUCACGAUGCUCUACGUCUUUGCCGAGACGCAUUUUGACAGAGGCAUCAAUGACUGGCUGUGCAAGUACGUUUAUGACCACAUUGGCGGAAAUCAUGACAAUGUCUUCAAAGAACUCUUGGCCACUUUCUGCACCUUUGCUAUUACCACCCUGUGGCUGGGCCCAUGCGAGAUAGUCUACAUCUGGUCGUUCUUCAAUUGCUUUGGCCUUAACUUUGAGUUGUGGGUGGCCAAGUUCUUUUCCAUCCCGCCAUUUUCUACAAUUGAGGGCGCUAUGGGCGAAGCUAUGUCACGCAGGAUCCGCGGUGUCUUUAACGCUGCGAACUUCUGGGCUAUCGUCCUUUACAAUAUCCUGUCCCUGAACAGCUUAGAGUUCGCCAAGCUUGUUGGCAGAAGACUGAUUUUCAAAGGUUUCCCUCUAUCCAGUCUUUCCGUGUUGUUUGUGACCUACUGCGGUGUUCAGCUGGUGAAGGAGAGAGAGCGACAGCAAGCCCUGCGGGAGGACGACGAAAAAGCCGUAAAGGAGAAAGCAGAGUAAACGUAGAAGGAAUUGAUCAGACUUCAAGGUCAAGUCGAGAGCCUCCCGCACAUUCUUCCAUGCCAGACAUGACAUGAACUGAAAAUGAAACAGACUGGUGCUCACGUGUUUAAUGUUUCAAAUAACUGCAAUUCAACUUACUGUAGAUGAUCACCAGAACCUCUGGCACAAAACCACCAUAAGUGCAUUAUCCCUCUGUGGAAAAUAUGAUUUUUUAAUUAAAUAUAGGUCUAAUGUGGCCCGCGAGUCUAACGUUUGCCCACACCUGUUCUAAUAAUAAAGGUUUAACGCCACUGUAGUGUAAUAUAUAGGCGUUUUCAUUUUUAAAGAUAUGGAAUAUAUUUAUAGUUUUCUUUACAUACCUCCACUCAUCGAAAUCAAACUGCACUGCAAGGUUGACCACUACUGAACAAAAAAAAAAAAAAAAAAAAAAAAAAAAAA
Cynoglossus semilaevis (tongue sole) is the source of this 2455-nucleotide messenger RNA. It is a transcript of the gene hhatla, whose product is annotated as hedgehog acyltransferase like, a. The record is from RefSeq and is a predicted model, not a curated record. The coding region runs from base 497 to 2014 and encodes 505 amino acids. The transcript has 12 exons. Gene Ontology annotation, biological process: negative regulation of N-terminal protein palmitoylation. Gene Ontology annotation, cellular component: endoplasmic reticulum. Lineage: Eukaryota; Metazoa; Chordata; Actinopteri; Pleuronectiformes; Cynoglossidae. Gene Ontology annotation, molecular function: acyltransferase activity.